UAUUGGCUUACGGCAAUUCGGGAAAUACAGAUCUGUUCCAAAACACUUUUGGUUCUACUAUUUACUCUAUUUCCGGAAAAUUUUUGUCAACAACUGUAGGUGAUACAGGGUGUUUUAUCGAAAAGCGGCAGAAUCAAUGAAGGGAAAAAUGAAUUGUAUAUAUUUACCAGCAUUAUGCCAGGCAAAAGGAAUAAAGCCCAACAGUCCAAAACAAGUCAGGUGAAAAGACCACGUCGUGCACAGAACGGAACUGGAGAGUCCAAUACCAAUGAUGCUGUGGCUGUCGAUACAAGCACUCAACCCCUUGAUGUUCCUCCUGAAACCUUGGCUGCAUUAACCCAAACCAUAACAAAGGCAGUCACGGAGAAGGUGUUAGCAGAGAUAAAACCAUUACUGCAACAUCAGGGGAGUAUCUCUGUUCAUAAUAUGGGGGAGAAAAGGGAAAUAAUGCUUCCACUACAUCAAGCAAUAGCUUAACAGCAGGUCCUUCUGGGUCAGUUUGUCAAAUAACAAAUAAGUCAGUGGAUGCAAGUAUCUCAGGAUUGGUAUCAGGUGCUGUAAUCGAACACAGUUCACAGAUUGUAGGUACUGAACUUCCACCUGCAGCAAAUGUCGGUAAGAAAUCAGGUUUUGUAAGCUCAUCAGUACCGAUAGAGGCAACUGUUUCUGACAAAAUAAAAUCUAAAAUUUGGUCAAAACAAUAUGUUGAUAUGGCUCUGUUGUUAAAAAAGGAAAAGGGGAAAAGUAAGUAUUCUAUCAAGGUAGAGGAACAGGAUCAGACAGGUAAGGUGGUAAUCCACAAUAUGCGAUCCACAGAUGACGACGAAGUUAGGGAUGGUUCGUUAUCCCUGCAUGACUGGGUAACUGCGUGGAAUAGGUAUAUGACAAUAUAUUGCAUUAAAGAUUCACUUGCACAGCCAAAGCUUGCAAAACACAUGGAAUCAGUAAGGCAAAUUGCAGAGGAAAAGGGGGACUGGAGAAAAUAUGAUAAGGAGUUCAGGGAACUCAUAGAACAAGGUGAGGUAGAAUGGGGUGAUGUCCAUAUGGAGAUAUAUGUUAAUGCUCGCCUCAAACAAUCAGAAAAGAAGUCAAGCAAAAUAACAGCAGACCGUUCGUCAUUUGGUACGUAUGAGGAAGUUCCUCAGGGCUCAUGCUUUGCCUAUCACAAAACUGGAAGGUAUUGUAGGCUUGGUUCAUCAUGCAAAUUCCAGCACAGAUGUUAUAACUGUGGUGGUUUCCAUCCAAUCUAUAUAUGUAAAAAACCAAUUCAACGGCCAUUUCGUUUCUUGGACAAAUCCAGAACCCAAAAACCAUUUCAAGGAAAUGGCACAUCAACCAACACAGGUAAUGCUAAAUUCUCAAAGCCAACCUAUCCCACAAAAGGGUCCAACUCCAGUAAAUCCCAGUAAAUUAGAGUACUGGUUGGUGGGGUAUGACAAGGUAGAAACAGAAUUUUUAGUUAAUGGUUUUCGAUAUGGGUUCCACAUUGGUUACACAGGGGAAAGUAGAAAUACUCUUUCAAAAAAUUUAAAAUCGGCACUGGACUUACCAGAAGUUAUUAGCAAAAAGUUAGAAAAGGAGAUAAAUUUGGGUAGAA
This is a messenger RNA of Saccostrea cuccullata (small rock oyster), 1597 nucleotides long. RefSeq lists its product as uncharacterized. Bases 711 to 1409 code for a protein of 232 amino acids. The transcript is spliced from 2 exons. Gene Ontology annotation, molecular function: metal ion binding. The record is from RefSeq and is a predicted model, not a curated record. Lineage: Eukaryota; Metazoa; Mollusca; Bivalvia; Ostreida; Ostreidae.